Callorhinchus milii (elephant shark) is the source of this 1026-nucleotide messenger RNA. Its product is annotated as receptor-transporting protein 3. Gene Ontology annotation, molecular function: olfactory receptor binding. Gene Ontology annotation, biological process: protein insertion into membrane; protein targeting to membrane. Lineage: Eukaryota; Metazoa; Chordata; Chondrichthyes; Chimaeriformes; Callorhinchidae. The transcript has 2 exons. The record is from RefSeq and is a predicted model, not a curated record. The coding region runs from base 170 to 652 and encodes 160 amino acids.
GUCAUCUGUUAAGGAUUUUCUUAAAGGUAAACACUCUGGAUAUCCCACUGAUGUUGUGACCAGUCUCUAAAUUGGAUUAGAGCUAACUGGUUGAAAAACAAAUAGCAGAUCUGAAUUAACAAAGUCUCUCAGUGCACUUACACUGAAAGGAGAUACAAGACAAAUAGUGAUGCUGAACACAGAUUGGACUCGACUUUUUAACGAUAAGGUACUGGAUUUGCCUGUACAUGACAAAUGGACUAUUGAGGAAGACAAUGAACUAAUAGCAGAUGGAGCACCAAGUGGAUGGAGCUGCUACAUAACAUCUGCAUUUGGAAGAUUUCGUUGUUCGAUCUGUUCCAAAUCCUGGGCGUCAGCAAAGGUUUCAAUCCUAUUCCAUAUGCAGCGAAGUGGAUACACAGGAAGAGUGAAGGUGCGAUUCUUCAAACAGAGAUGUCGGAAGGACCAUACUGGAGCAGAAUACGAGGAGCCCACUUUCGAGACAGAUAACAUCUCCCCAGUACUUGACCGGCUGAUGAUCAGGAUUCGCAAAAAGUGUUAUAAUGAAAAUAUCAAACUUGACAAGCACGUCAGCCAUACAGACAUGAAUGGUCCACAUGAGUCAAAGCAUUGUCAAGGCUGUUUGAUGGGAAUCUGCAGCCAAGGAAUGUAACCUGGAGCCUUAUCCCAUUUAAACGCCACACAAUUAGAAUCUUGUAAAUAUGCUGGAUAAUUUGCUACAAAAUCUUUUCCAAUUCAUUUUAAAGCAUAAAGUUUGAUCUUUAACUACUUAUGAAUGCUAUACUUCAAUGAUUAUCUCUCAAAUUCCCGAUACUAUUUUAGCUUAUUUUCUUUAAAAUCCCACUUUCUUUCAGUGGCUGAUCCUAAUCUCACGCAAUCCUUUUUUUCCCCUCAGUUUCAAUUUGUGCAUAUACUUACUGUUCUGAGAAUCUGUGAAGGGUGUAUAUAUAAACGCACAUUAUUGUUUCUUUAUCCAACAUCCAUUACCUGGGCUUUAUCAACAAUAAAAUCAUUGACUUUUCUGGC